AAAAAAAAUCUGGUUGCCAUGAAUUUCAGCUAGCUAGCCACAGACAACUGUCAGCACACUAGAGUAAAAACAUCCAUGUCAAGACACAAGGAGGAUUUUCGAAGUCUCCUGCUGCUUCUGUGUACAUAUAGGGGCACUCCAGCCUGCCUGCCGACCUACUGUGAAUCGAUCCAGCUGGCUCAGUGACUAGACCAGAAGACCUUGGCACCAUUGUGUGCCAGUUCAUUUCAAGACCCAGGGAUUUCUGAAUCCAGAAGAUGAACGGUCUGUCCAUACGAGAGCUAUGCUGCCUGUUCUGCUGCCCCCCUUGCCCCAGUCGCAUUGCAGCCAAACUGGCUUUCCUCCCUCCAGAGCCCACCUAUGCCCUUCUCCCUGACCCAGAUCCAGGUUCUGGAGCUGGAACUGCAUCUGGGUCCAGCUCCGCAGCUGCUCUGCCAUCUCUUGGAGCCCCAGGGCUGCGUUCCCGGCUGGGCACUGGUAGCGGAGGUGACAGAGGAGGUGGGAGUGAAGGCAGGUGGAAGCUGCAUCUCACUGAGAGAGCAGAGUUCCAGUAUUCACAGAGGGAACUGGAUGUGACAGAUGUAUUCCUGACUAGAUCCAGCCGAGGGAACAGGGUUGGAUGCAUGUACAUUCGCUGUGCCCCCAACGCCAGGUUUACAGUGUUGUUUUCCCAUGGUAAUGCUGUAGACCUGGGCCAAAUGAGCAGCUUCUACAUUGGCUUAGGCACACGGAUCAACUGCAACAUCUUCUCCUAUGAUUACUCAGGCUACGGUGUUAGCACUGGCAAGCCCUCUGAGAAGAACCUUUAUGCUGACAUUGAUGCCGCCUGGCACGCUCUGCGCUCCCGGUAUGGCAUCAGCCCCGAGAAUAUCAUCCUAUAUGGACAGAGCAUCGGCACAGUGCCCACAGUAGACUUGGCGUCACGGUUUGAGUGUGCUGCUGUGGUCCUUCACUCUCCUCUCACCUCUGGAAUGAGAGUGGCUUUCCCUGACACCAAGAAAACAUACUGCUUUGAUGCCUUCCCCAACAUCGAGAAGGUGUCAAAGAUCCCGUCUCCGGUGCUCAUCAUCCACGGUACAGAGGACGAGGUGAUCGACUUCUCUCACGGUCUUGCCCUGUUUGAGCGCUGUCCCAAGGCUGUGGAGCCCCUUUGGGUGGAGGGAGCCGGUCACAACGACAUUGAGCUUUACAGUCAGUACCUGGAGAGGCUACGGCGCUUCAUUAACCAGGACCUGGCUGCACAGCAUGCCUGAGAAACAAACAGCCUCUCUGAGUUUGAAUGAAUGAGACUUUGUGUGUGUGUGCGCGCGUGUGUGAGAAUGAGACUGAGUGAGAAAGAGGAAGUCAGCAUGUUUGCAAAGUAUGGGUGAGAAAUACCUAAAAAGGGUGUGCGAUUUUUGCCACAUCUGUGUGUCUUCGAAACAGCACACCUUAAGGUUAAUUUUUAACACAACCUAUCCUCUGUUCCUCUGUUUAAAAGGUGAUAUUGUUUUUUUUUUUUUUUUUUUUUUAAUUAAUCAUGUCAUUAGCUCUAUCCAUCUGUAUGGUGGAGUGUGGUGAAAAUGCUAAGAACAAGAACUGACAUGAAACAAAGGCAGUUUUAAACGUGGGGAAAAAUUAUGGAUUGCAGCUUUAAAAUGUGUUUACUCACAUUGCUUAAGAAGGAAGAAGAUCGUGCUUUGUUCAAAAAGGCACACAGAUUUAAUUUUUAAGUGUGACAUGUUGGUGAAUGUAUGAAUUGUGGAUGUGUAUGUUUAGCAUAUAUUCAUAUCUCCAUGGACCUGUGACAGCUGAAUAAUGCGUGCAUGUGUGUGACUGUGUGCGUGAGAAAGAGAGAACGAGGCAGCGCUGAAAGAAAUGGACAUCCUGAUUCUGACUUGGACAGCUGCAAGUGGAGGAGGCUUAUGGAGACUUAUCAAUAUUAGUGUUUUUUUCUUUUUGCCAGUGUAUGUAUGAAGAAUACCUCCACAGCUUGACCAGUUCUCUCUCUGGUGGACAAACACUGGUCAAGCAUGUGCCCUACCCCCCCCCCCCCCCCCCCCUCAUCCUCCUACACUCCCUGUUUACCUGUUAAUGGACAUCCAUCUGACUGCCAGGGCAUUUCCCAAGUUGUUGUCCAGCUAACACUAACCUACUCUUUCUGUGUGGUUUGGGGGUCCAUCUUCUAUCCUUUGGUGUCAGUUACGGCAGAUACACAUGGGGACUAGUCUGGAAUACUGUCAUAGCUUGUAUGGCUGUCGGGUGUCUCAUACUUUCCUCUCCCUCAACUCUGAGUCUUUGAGAAGAUCACAGAAUGGCCAGCUUCCAUUUAAUUUCCUGGCUGUGCUGUAGCUUUAGCCUUUUACUGUCCACAGAAUUGCAGCAGCAACUUACGGGGGAAUGAUUUUGAUUUCCCUGUUUUGCUUUUUCCCACCCAGUCCUACAUAUUCUGAAUAAGAAUGAUGGUGUGGUUGAAAUGAAAGCAGGUCUGUGAGAACCACACUGAGGACAUCUGUGGCUAUAUGGAUAUUUCUUAGGCAAUAGUGAAACAGCACUAAAAGUGAAGGUUUAUUCAGUAAUUUUUAUGUCACUUUAGAUCAGUGUGCUCUGAACAGAAGGAUUUAGCCACUGUUUACUGAUGUAUGAUGUUUAAAGGCUGGGCAGACUGUGCUGACUUAGGAACAGCAGGAAGAAUUAAAGGAAUAUGUUUUUAUCUUUUUUGUUAAGAGUUAGAUGAGAAGAUUUAUACCGCUCUCAUCCAGGAAGUAACAACCGCACAUAACCUGCCAUAAAACCACAGAGGUGCUGAUAGGCAUGGUAAACUGGUGUUCUGUUACCUUUGGACACAGCCAGGUUAGCUGCCCCCUCCCUCCCUGUUUCCAGUCUUAAUGCUAAGCUAAGCUAACUGGCUGCUGGCUGUGGCUUCAUAGUCACCAUACAGACAUGAGAGUUUUAUGAAUCUUCUCAUCUAAUCAAGCAUAUUCCCCAAAUGUCAAACUAUUCUUUUAAGGUUGAAGCCUGGUUGUUGAAUAUGUCUGUGAAUAAUUUGUAGAAUAAUUUGGUGAACAGACCCUUUUGGAGUUUGACGUUCUGGCUGGAUUUGGAGGUUUUAAAGGUAUUACAAGACAGAGAGCUGCUCAGUUCACCAAACUUGACGAAUCACGCUUCAUCAGAAUCAUACAGAUGAACUUAACUUGUAGUCUUACAGCACAGUUUGUUUUCCAAGUCUCGUUCCAGUAGCACUCAUCACCAGAGUUGAACGGCCUCCUGUUCACAUUCACCCUCAGCGCAUUUUCUUCUAAUGUUUUUGUCUUGAUGUGAUUAAUCCAAACGUGUUUGUCGUAGUGUAGGGCCAUGGACCGUUUGUUUCAGGACCAUGUGUGUUGAUGUUAUGACUAACAAUGUGAUUCAGAUCCGGUGCCGGGAUGGGGGACUUCAUGUCUACUAUAGCUCUGUUUUAACCUCUGUGGCCCUAAAUGUAGGAGCUCUCUUAUGGGUGGCAGCACGCUUCAUGUCUGACACAAGCCAUAUUUGAGCCUCUCACUGUUGGUGUGGUGCAGGUUCCACCACACACACCUUUGCACAUCAUCAUCUCACACACACACACACACAUACAAACACAACAUACACACACACAUAAUACACGUACUGUAGUAUACAGUAUAUUUACACAUUUAUAUAUAUCAGAUCAAGCAUGACAAAAGCAGGUCUUAAGUUCAGCACUAUUGUACAAAGCAUCCAAAGUGUAAUAAGGGUAUAAAAUGUAAGUUUUGUGUGUCUUCUUCAUUAUUAUUGACUGUCUUCUACAGGCCAGCAUUAAGGAUACUAGCAUCCUGUUUGAAUAAGUACUAACAGGCCCUGUGUGUAGACCUGAAAAAGUACAAGAAUUAGGUUUUAUAGUCACAGGCUAGCACCAGAUUUCAGAUCUACACAAGGUGUCUGCCGCACAGGAGACCCAUCAGUUUCAGUGAUAGUAGCUGCGUUUUGUUAAGGGAACAUGUACUGAACUAGCACUGACCUGAUUACUCCAUUUUGGGAGUACAAGUGGGUCUUAGCAAACAGUGGAAAGGUUAUAAAACACCACUUGUUUGCUAUCAUCGUUUCAAACAGGGAAUUUCUCCAUCCUCAUCCUGUGCUUUGUGUCUCCGAUAUGUAAAUAAUGGAAAUCUGUUACCAUCUUGAACCAGGGAUCUGAGCUGUCAGAAGAAUUAGAGUUAUUGCUUUUCUCUGGAAAUAGAAGUAGGCCUCAGUUUUUCCUGGACAGGUCGUUAUUAUCAGGGAAACCACUGGAUCCACUUUUCAACUCAUUGGGGUUUGGUUGAAGAAACGGGGUGGAAGUUUGCGGUUUUAUUGAUGCACCACUAUAUUUGAAGUACAUUGUAUCAUCUGGCCCUGAAUGUUUAUUGAUGGGGGGUGGGGGGGGGGGGAGAAACAGUGAAAACUGUAUGCAUGUCUAUUGUGUUUUGCCGAGCAAUUGAUGGGGCGGGACGUUAUCUCUAUUAUGUAUUCUGUGUGAGGAUAAAGCUGAACUCAUGGCAUUGGAACAUUGAAGCGCUUUAAAAAAAAAUACAAAAAAAACGGGACGUCUAUUUGAAUUUUUUUAUUGCUGAUACUAACUGAUGUAUUGUUAUGAGUUUUGUGCUAGAGUUUGAGUGGGGCAGUGGAGGGC
This is a messenger RNA of Toxotes jaculatrix (banded archerfish), 4648 nucleotides long. It is a transcript of the gene abhd17aa, whose product is annotated as abhydrolase domain containing 17A, depalmitoylase a. NCBI's taxonomy places the organism in Eukaryota, Metazoa, Chordata, Actinopteri, Toxotidae. Gene Ontology annotation, molecular function: palmitoyl-(protein) hydrolase activity. The transcript has 7 exons. Gene Ontology annotation, cellular component: endosome membrane; plasma membrane. Gene Ontology annotation, biological process: protein depalmitoylation. The coding region runs from base 258 to 1253 and encodes 331 amino acids. The record is from RefSeq and is a predicted model, not a curated record.